AUGCCUCAUGCGGUCGGCAUCGGCUGUGUUGCGGAGGUCGGUAGUGUGUCUGGUGUGGUUGUGGUGGUCGCGGCUUGUCUGGCCAAGCUGACGAACAUUCUGGGGGGCGACACUGGCUGUGUCGCGGUGGUCGUUCUUUUGCACUGCACGCCGUGUCUUGCUGAAGUGCCGAAGGCUCAGGUGGCCGACAUUGGCUGCCUCGUUGUAGCUGCAGGUCUCGGCCACACUGCGACUUCACUGGCUGCAUCGUCUGCCUUUAUACUAUUGCUGAUCUUCGUGAUCACCGAUGCUGCCAACAGCGAGUUGCCAGACUCGAACGCGGCACCGAAAGGCACAUGUCCAAUCGGAAGUGGAACAGCGCAGCCAAAGGCCAAUGCUUCAAGGUCCAUUCUUGGAAACUACAGCCACUGGGCAAUCACCACGGACGCCGCACAAUGUGCAAACGUGAGCAGGAGCAUCUAUGCGAAGAACGGGAGCACCGUGGAUGCAGCCAUCGCCACUCUUCUGUGCAUGGGAGUCGUCAUACCUCACUCUAUGGGCAUUGGAGGAGGCUUCAUAGCGACUAUUUACAAUGAGUCAUCGCGAGAAGCACAAGUGUUGAUCGCCAGAGAAACAGCCCCGGCAAAUGCUAGCAGGGAUAUGUUCGUCAACAAUACAGCACUAAGUAAAUGGGGAGGCAUGGCGGUGGCAGUACCAGGAGAGUUGCGUGGCUACGCUGAGCUUCACCGUCAAUAUGGCAAGUUAAAUUGGAGCGAAUUGUUUGAAGACGCCAUUCUACUGGCGGAGUGUGGUUUUCCUGUUGGCCGUCACCUGGCAAUGGCUCUGAAAGCAGGCGAGAACUUUUCGACCGCGCUGGCAAACGAAACAAGGCGAGCGUUCUUGAAUAAAACGACAGGGAGAGUUCUUAAAGAAGGAGACACACUAAUCCAGGAGGAUCUGGCUAAAACCCUCAAAGAAGUGGCUCAGUAUGGAGCAGACUACUUCUACAAUGGAACGUUGGCCGAAGACAUUGUCAAGACAGUAAAGAGGUGGGGAGGCAUAAUGACUGUAGAUGACCUAAAGAACUAUUCAGUCCAGUGGAUGACACCUGUGAACACGACCUUUCAAGGCAACUACACGAUGUUUUCACCACCACCCCCGGGGAGCGGUCCAGUGCUAAGUUAUAUCUUGAAUAUUAUGGACAUGUUUAGAACGACGGAGAAGCCGUGCCUGCCGGACAACGUCACUACUUUGCACAGGUUUGCUGAAUCAUGCAAGUUUGGGUACGCAAAAAGAGCUCAGCUGGGUGACAUGAGUUUCGUGAACUGCAGUGAGCUCGUUGCAAAUAUGACGUCUCGAGAUUUCGCCGCACAAGCGAAGGCUAAGAUCAACGACUCUUGCACGUACAACGACCCGAAAUACUACGGCUUUGUGAAUGAGACUGCGCAGAAGGAUACAGGAACUGCCCAUGUAACCUUGUACGGCAGUGAUGGCAUCGCCAUUUCGGUUUCCAGCACCAUCAACUAUUAUUUCGGCAGCUUAGUACGCACAAACUCGGGCGUCUUGCUCAACGAUGAGAUGGACGACUUCUCGACGCCGGGAAAGCCCAACCUAUACGGACUAGCUCCUUCCAGUGCCAACUUUAUCGAACCAGCAAAGCGGCCCAUGUCGUCCAUGGCGCCCAUGGUGCUUGUCGACUCGGAAGGAAAAGUUCAGUUGUCCUUGGGUGGAACCGGUGGCCCGCUGAUCACCUCCGGCAUCUCUCUGGUGACUGUUCGGGCACUUUGGCAGGGUUACAAUAUCAAGCAGGCCAUCGACGAAGCAAGGCUACACCACCAACUCAUUCCGAAUAUCUUGAUGGUUGAACCUUUCUUCCCGCAGGACUAUGUAGAAGAACUGAGAAAGCUGGGCCACAACGUUACAAACCGCACCGGAAGGUUCAACGUUAUCUUGGGUGUUCAGCGAGAUGGUGACCACAUACUCGCCAACUCGGACUUCAGAAAAGGUGGCACCGUAGAUGGCGAAUGA
Messenger RNA from Rhipicephalus sanguineus (brown dog tick), 2007 nucleotides. Its product is annotated as scoloptoxin SSD14. Gene Ontology annotation, biological process: glutathione catabolic process. Bases 1 to 2007 code for a protein of 668 amino acids. NCBI's taxonomy places the organism in Eukaryota, Metazoa, Arthropoda, Arachnida, Ixodida, Ixodidae. Gene Ontology annotation, cellular component: plasma membrane. Gene Ontology annotation, molecular function: glutathione gamma-glutamate hydrolase. The transcript has 12 exons. The record is from RefSeq and is a predicted model, not a curated record.